AAGGGCAGAACGCCAUGUUUGUCAGUUACUGGUCCCAGUUGUAUUUUGUGUUUUUUUAGCUUGCCAGUUAGCCGUUGCAGGCUGAUGUCGGAAGGGAGUAAUCAUUGCAGCUCGUUUGUUGCACCUGGAAUUCCCUUGCGCGUUCUGAGUUAAGAGGCAGCCCGCGCCGUGCACGACCAUGCGUGUCGCGCGCCUCGGUCGGUCCUAGGCAAAUGGAACAAACAGCCCGGUUUUGAGAUGCAACUCAGCUGAAAAGAGAAAAGGCAGGAUAGACGGCAGCAACGCGCUCUCGCACUCGCUCUUUUUGGCAUCCCAGGAUAUACAUUUUAUUUCCACCAACACAACAGAAGAGGUCAGAUAGCAGUUUUGCAAGAUACAUCCCGGAAAACAACUUCUCAAGACGCAGUUUAUCGCCUGAAGCAGCGGGACAGAGAGAAAUAGCAUCCGGGAAGAACAGAACAUUUGUUUUCAAAGGAAGAAACGAUUACUGUUGGCUUUUUCUGAAUCAAAGAGCUCAGUGUGCAGCAAUGGGUCCCUGUCUGCAACAGUAACACAGGGAGGAAGCGCUCUGAUGAAAGCAGUGGCAAGCAGAACCAGGAAUCGCACGGCCCUGCCAUGGCUGGGGCAGCAGAUGGGUUGAGGAGUGAAGCUGCGGACACAGCUCACAUCAGCAUGUCUGUAGCUGACCCCACAGCUUGGGCCACUGCUAUGAACAACCUUGGAAUCGUCCCUAUGGGGCUUACUGGACAACACCUCCUUUCAGACUCAGUCUGCUUAUCAGGGUUUGAUCCUGGUCUGGGAAUAAUGACCGGCAUCACACCAAUUAACCCUAUGAUGGCUGGAAUCAGCUUGGUGCCGCCUCCACCGGUACCCUUAGAGCUCCCGAUCAUCAAAGAAAUCAUUCACUGCAAAAGCUGCACACUCUUCCCUCAGAACCCAAAUCUGCCACCACCGUCAACAAGGGAAAGACCUCCAGGAUGCAAAACCGUGUUUGUGGGAGGACUGCCAGAGAAUGCCACUGAGGAGAUCAUUCGAGAAGUAUUCGACCAGUGUGGGGAAAUCACUGCCAUCAGGAAAAGCAAAAAGAACUUCUGCCAUAUUCGCUUUACUGAGGAGUUCAUGGUUGACAAAGCAAUCUACCUGUCAGGUUACCGCAUGCGGAUUGGAUCAAGCACCGAUAAAAAGGAUUCAGGACGCCUUCAUGUUGACUUUGCUCAAGCGAGAGAUGACUUCUACGAGUGGGAAUGCAUGCAGCGCCUGCUGGCCAGGGAAGAGCGGCACCGGAGAAAGAUAGAGGAAGAGAGGCUGCGUCCUCCAUCUCCCCCUCCCAUAAUGCACUUCUCAGAGCACGAAGCGGGCCUGCUGGCAGAGAAACUCAAAGAUGACAGCAAGUUCACGGAAGCUAUUGCCGUGCUCGUCACCUGGAUUGAUCGUGGAGAGGUGAACCGUCGCUCUGCAAACCACUUCUACUCCAUGGUCCAGUCAGCAAACAGCCACGUGCGACGACUGAUGAAUGAAAAAGCAAUCCACGAAGAAGAGAUGGAGCUGGCCAAGGAGCGGUUCAGAGAUUCUCUGUCGGGAAUCCUAACACAAUUUGAGCAGAUUGUGGCCGUUUUCGCCGCCGCUACCAGGCAAAGGGCAUGGGACCAUUUCUCAAAAGCACAACGCAAGAACAUAGACAUUUGGCGAAAGCAGUGCGAGGAGCUGCGGAAUGCUCACAGUGAGGAGCUCAUGGGUAUACGGAGGGAAGAGGAGAUGGAGAUGUCAGAGGAUGAGUCGGAAGAAAAUCCCAAUAAGAAAAUCAAAAUCAAUGACUCAGCCUUGGCUGCUCAAGCAUAUGCCCUGAAAGAAGAGAAUGACAGCCUUCGCUGGCAGCUGGAUGCGUACAGGAACGAGGUGGAGCUGCUGAGACAAGAGCAGGGGAAGGCGUGCAGGACUGAGGAGGAUCACACCAAGGAGCAUCAGCUUCACUUUCUACAGCAGACCAUGCAGGGCAUGCAGCAGCAACUGGUGGAACUACAAGGAGACUUACAAAGGAAAGAAUCUGAGCUAGAACACGCAAGGGAAGAGCAAAGGUGUAUGGAGGUGCAGCUCAUCGCCUUAAAAGAAAAGUUACUGCACAGUAUGGAGGCUGUGGAGACUAUCAGCAGCGAGUCACAUGCUCAAGGAAUAAAUGGAUGCACAGGACAAGUACUUCACUGCGAUAAAGAAAAGAAUGCAGAGAAACACGUUCAAGGACCUCUGAAAUCAGAGAAAGAAGCCCUGUUAUUGGGCAUAAUAUCAACCUUUCUUCAUGUUCACCCCUUUGGUGCCAACAUAGAGUAUCUGUGGUCCUACAUACAGAGACUGGAUGCCAAGGUUUCUGCCAGUGAAAUCGAGACUCUCAUGCUGCGGCUGCCCCACAUGUUCAAGCAAGAGUUCACGGGCGUGGGGGCCACGCUGGAGAAGAGGUGGAUAUUCUGUGGCUUUGAGGGAAUUAAUACUGUCUGAUCCAGGGAAAUGAAUGGGCUUGUUAGCGAGAAGCACUCUCCUGCAAGACAGGAGGUUUAUGUACCUCCUGAGUGAGAAAUAUGGUUAUUGCACAUAGCAGUGUGUUUGCUUGCAUAGCCCCAGCCUGGUUUUUAAUUACAUCUCUCUUGUUCCUUGUGAGUGAAGAUGUAGUUGUGCAGCAGUUACUAAAAGUCUCCGUGUGUCGAAUCGAGACAGAUCUAUUUACUUGAAAAAUCAUUCCAGAGUAACAGGGCUGGUUGAGCGAGAUAAUUGUUUGCUGGGUUUAGAAAUGAACAUGGUAAUUCUCAACACAGCUAGUCACUAUCUACUGCUUUAAAUGGGUGUAUUUUUGUUUUCUGUGAAACAGGAGGAAAUUGCCAAAAUGCUGAAGUGCUGCUGCCUAAAGUCAUUUUUGGGAUUCAACUGCUGUGUGCAAAUGAGAUACCAUACUUGUUUUUAAAUCCCAGACAUGCAGCAUCAGAUAGCAGGUGUAGACAAUUCCACUCUGGUGAACACUGAUUGUAAUGCUUCCUUCAGAGACGCUGAUCUGUAAAAUCAGGUUUCCUUUACUGUUUUCAUAUUACCCAGAGCUGAAAUCAAAAUAAACCAUUUUCUUGUGUCAUAAUAAUACAUAUAGUACCAAUGUGUGUUGUAAUAUACUGCUUUGUGAACUAGACACAUACAUGUUAAAUCUUAUCAACAACUUGUAUAAAUUAUUUUUUAUGAAAUAAAGUUUUUUAUCAAAUUAUAUA
This is a messenger RNA of Acipenser ruthenus (sterlet), 3242 nucleotides long. RefSeq names its product ecto-NOX disulfide-thiol exchanger 1-like. Gene Ontology annotation, molecular function: RNA binding; protein-disulfide reductase activity. The record is from RefSeq and is a predicted model, not a curated record. NCBI's taxonomy places the organism in Eukaryota, Metazoa, Chordata, Actinopteri, Acipenseriformes, Acipenseridae. Gene Ontology annotation, cellular component: plasma membrane; external side of plasma membrane. Gene Ontology annotation, biological process: ultradian rhythm. The coding region runs from base 616 to 2490 and encodes 624 amino acids. The transcript has 16 exons.